This is a messenger RNA of Thlaspi arvense, 1230 nucleotides long. NCBI's taxonomy places the organism in Eukaryota, Viridiplantae, Streptophyta, Magnoliopsida, Brassicales, Brassicaceae. The record is from the annotation of a GenBank genome assembly.
GCUGAGCCUAUUAAUGCUCACGGAUCUAUACAUACAUGAACAUGAACCCUACUUUAAUUUUCCUUUGUCGAGAAACUAGAAUGCUUUGUGAUCGAUGUUAAGUUGCAACUGGUUACGACAUUCAAUUGGUGCCAAAAGGACGAGUGGCUCGGCCAGGAACGAGACGACGAGUCUUUGUCUCCAUUUAAAUUUGAAAAACCUUCAUCCCAAAUAAAUGCAAGUCAAUCCCCUCAACUAUAAGAUCAUCCGCAAUACAGUUCCUUCGUGAAAUAGCUGUUAUAUCGGUUACGAAAUUAAAAACACAGCAUUUUGUGUGAGCAAAAAUUAUGUUGUUUCGGAUUUGUAAUAAUGCACGUGUGAUUUAAAAGAAAAAAACCCCCAAAAAUCAUUGAGUCGAUGAAUUAGAGAAAUUUUUAGGGUUUCGCGGCGAGGCGACAUCGAAGAAGAUUUGCAGCAAUUCUGGUAAAAUAUAGGGAGGACUUUCAGUUACAGUUGGCGCAGCUCUUCAUCAAGAUCAAGUGUGAGCUUCAGAGGUCGAAGUGAAGGACGAUUCGGGAUUCCCCGAAAGUGUUUGUGUGGUAGUGAUGUUGUGCUUUCCACCGCCCACGCUGGAACAGACCCUGGGAGAAGACUACUGUUGCAACAGCAACAUCACAUUGGAUGGCCGCCACCACAUUAGGAAGUGGUGGGGUAAAGCAAUGAUGGAUAAAGUCAAUGAAGUUAUUGAGAAUAUGGAUGCACUGUCAAAUAGAAUUCAAGUUGAAAGUGAUGCGAAUUUAAGUAACUUGAAUGGUCUUGUAUCUCGACCUAAAAAGGAGACACUUCCCCACAAUCUCCAUAAGGUUGUUGAAGAGAUUGAACAGCUGAAGGAAACUUUAGGAGACCCGGAUUUGGUGGAGAAGAUGAAAGAGUUGGCGAAGAGGGAUGCUCAUGGGUCAGAGCUCCAGUUCAAGAUUGCUAUGGUGGUGGGUGUUGUUGUCAUAUUCCUGGCUUUGAUUAUCUGUUAUAUGAAGUAGAGGAGCUGUUUUAGUAUUGUCAGUUUGUAUGAUAUUAUUGUAUUCAAGUGUAGAGACGCUUAGUUUUGAAAACAUUGAAAGGGAUUUCUAAGUUAGAUUAUGGUUUGUAAUGACUUUGUUUGUAAUGAACUGAUGGUUUGUAGUGACUUUAUUUGUAUUGAACUUAUGGUUUUUUAUUGAACUUAUAGUUUUUAAUGACUUCAUAAUGUUUAAU